CCCUCGGGAUUCCUCUUCAUUUGUAGGAAAAUGAAGACCUUGAUAAGAAAGAUCAAGAUGUAAAAGCGGAAAAGGAUAACAUUGCGACCACCUCUAACGAAUCUAACCAGGAAAAUGACAAGAAGAAAAAGAAAAAGAAAAUGAAGCUUCCAAGUUGUUUUGGUUUCAUUUCAACUUGGAUAGCCAAACGGAAGGAGAAAAGACGUCAAAAGAAAAAGAAGGCUAUAGCUAGCCGCGCCCCCACACCAACGCUAGUUCAAUAUGAGCAUAGAAAAUCACGUGGCGGGGAGUCUUUUGUCAUUGAGGUAGAUUGCAAACCGAUAGUGAUGAAGCCGAUAUUGCCGCCAAUAAAGACUGCUGAAGGGCCUAUACGCCUAGCAUGUGAGGCUCGGCAAGAUAAAGCUGAGGCCAAAAGAAAUGAAGAGUUAUCCAAAAAGAAAAUAAUGGCAAGAGAGCACCAGAGAAAAAAAACUGAGUGCAAGCAGCGAAAAAACGAAGCCGAACACCAGUUUCAGGAAAGAGUGCGACUCCGUAUCAGCCAUAGACAGGCAGACGCUGAACGAAAUAGGAGCCACAUGUCGUCUCAAAGAGCCAGUAUAAGCCGGAUGUCAACCAGAGCAAGAAGCUCACUGGCUGUUUCCUCCUCUUCAGAGUCUGUCGACGAGGGCACUAAGAAAGCCCUCAAUGUCGGCAGUCCUAACUAAAUUUUAGGCCGGCCGACACUCCCUAUAAAUAGUAGGACACAUUCAUUUUGCUAUUGUCACGUGAUAGGUUAUUUUCUUGACAUAAACUACAAAAAGCAACUUAAUCCCUUUUCCCUUACUCAUUUUUAAUUUUAUAAUGUAAUUUUUUUUUCAUUUUAUUAUCAGAUGAUCAUCUUUUCUCGCCGUUUUCAGCCUUUACUUUUGUGACCCUUCUAUACGAAUUUCAAAUCAUACUGUGUGUAACAUAUGUCCAUGACAAUUUAUUC
Messenger RNA from Ruditapes philippinarum (Manila clam), 970 nucleotides. RefSeq lists its product as uncharacterized. Bases 141 to 704 code for a protein of 187 amino acids. The record is from RefSeq and is a predicted model, not a curated record. The transcript has 4 exons. NCBI's taxonomy places the organism in Eukaryota, Metazoa, Mollusca, Bivalvia, Venerida, Veneridae.